AUGGCCGAGGAUCAGAGCCAGUACGAAGCUGCGUUUACAGCUAUUCGCAAGUUGGGCUUGGAACAUCCAGAUGGGGCGUUGCUUGAGAGCUUUGUUGAGGAGUCUGCCGACCAUGAUCGGGCUGCAGCAUAUCUUCUCACCGCCCACUCCAACACGCCUGAUCUGAGAGCAUUUCUAGCCCAGUGGAAAAGCGUUAUUUCCAUGUGCACACCGGGGUCGUUCUGGGAUCCCCUGGUAGUCGCGGCUCUUCUCCCGAGGAUUGAACCUGCGAGUCUUGCAAUGGAGCCUUAUCGCAAAAUUCUUGAGGCUUUCCUCGGCCCCAAGCUGAGAGACCGACUACUCUCCGAGUCUGCCGAUGGAGAAUCGUUCGAUCGCGUUGAGAACCACUGGCUCGUCCGCAAGUCCGCUGCUACUGCCUUUUCUCAAGGGUAUAUGCAGCUCUCUUUCGGAAAAAAAAACUCCACGUAUUAUCAAGUGUGGAAAAGCUGCACUGGCGGGCCUCACUUUCCUUCCAUUUUGGACGAGUUCGAUGAUUCCAGAUCGGCAACUCUCCGGGAUCAUUCGUCUACUGGUAUCAAAAUCCCGAACCGUUCUGCGUUAAAGAUCCUAUCCCACUUCGCCACCCCGAUCCGAUGGAUGUAUAUCUCGGAAGACAUUACGUCAAAACGACUAAAUCCACGCUGCACCUCGCUCUUCUCCCCAUUAUCCUCAACGCUAGGCGUCCUCUCUGAGAUAUCCGCCACCAUUUUUGAGACAGUCUGGUUUCAAAAGGAAGGAACACGAGAGGCUCAAUCCUACAGUUCGGACUCAGGACGCACUGAAGGAACGUCCAUCACGCAUUCCCCGCUCGCCAAGAUCCUCGCGAGCUGCUGGCAACCGCCGCAAAACCAAACAUCAAAUCCACUUUCCAAAGAGGUAACAAUGCCUCAGACAACAUCGUCACCAGAGGAACUGGACCCGGGCUCGUCAACGCCAGGGAACAGCCAAACCGGAGGGAACCCGCUUACACCGCCAAUCCCCCAGCACAUCCUGUCCUUCGUGGAUCACUCCACAUGGGGAGACCUCGCGGCCAUCGACGAGAUCGAGGAGCCCACGCCCAAGCAGAUGAACUCCCACAUCUAUUUCCUCAUGGAAAUUUUCUGGGCUUCUACGAGCUACGCAGGACGAAAGCUCUGGGGCGCAUUCAAGGACGAAUUCGACGAAUGGACCGCCCAACGAUGGGACAUGGUUCCCGACCGUACCCGAAAGCACCUCCGCGCCUUCCUGAGCACCAACGGCGUGUAUGUCGACAAUACCAACACCCCCCUACCAGCAAAGUUCGAAGCCAUCGCCAAGAGAACGACUUUCCGCACCUGGUCCAUCGAAGAGAUCAACACUGCGAGGGUCCACACCCCAGCAACCGCCUCACCGGUCCUAGCGACCAUCCCGACACAACCACAGGCCUCUCAGCAAAUCCCACAAGCAAUCCCGGCGCCACGACAACAAAACCCCAUUCCCCAGACGGCACCGAAACGGGAAGCAGAUUGGGAAACAACCUCGGAAACUAGACAAGACCCCCAGACCUGGCCCCGCCCGUCCGAGGAACCGUACUACGCACCGCGAGGAAAUGCUAAACACCUCGCAGAUUUAGCCAAGUUGUACAGCGACGACAUGAAGUACGGCGGCGGAGACUACGACAUUCUCGACACAAAAAUGGCGAUUUUCCGAGAUUUGUGUAAUCGAAUCCAAAUUCCAAGAUGGCAAGCCAGUGAUGCUUUUCCGAUCAUGCUCAAGGACCGAGCCUUACGAUACUAUUACGACUGGCUUUGCAGCGGCCCCCGGGACUUCGAUACCAUGGUAGCCAAGAUCAGAGGAUACUUCGAGAACGAAGAGCAGCGGCACCGGUAUCUGGCAGCAUGGCGCGACGCUAGAUUAAUCAACAUGCAGGCCGAGCACCCCGACAAGUCCAAAUCCGAGUGCCUGGAACUUCUGAUCAACAGGCUUGCCCUGAUUCAACGCGCAGUACCGGCAAUUGGCCAGACAGAGGAUACACUGCGCAUGCAACUCUUGAACGCAUGCCGUGGUGUUGCCGAGGCCAGGAUGGCCCUCUUCAACCCGGCGCCAACCUUCGAAGGCGUCCGCAACCAGCUGCAAGCGGCGAUUGGAAUCACCACCGAAAAUCCCGGACCUCAACAGUUCAACACCGACGCCACUGACUCGGAGACGUUCUGGACGGACAGGACGUACAGAGGAUCCGGCAGAGAAUCUAGAUUUGGUCGCAACCAAGGAGGACCACGCCGAGGAGGAUUCAGCAACUCCAAAUUCAGUCGACCCCCCACCGAGAGGAAGUGCUUCGUGUGCGGCAAACCCGGCUGCUGGUCAACAACUCACCCAAUCGAAGACAGGAAGAAGUCCUACGAAAGGUUCAAGGCCGACAAGGACGCACGCGACGGGUCAAUAGCAGCCUUUGCCCAGUUUAUCUACUGGCAUGAGGGAUCUGAACUCGAAGCCGAUUACGAAGAUAACCCCGUCAGCCAAUUCUUCCAAAAAUACGACGAUCACGACGACGAUACUAUCGACAACAGAGGAAAAUUCCACAGCACCUUCUUCAACGAUUCCGCACCUGCAGAUGCGAUUCAGGUUACGACACUCCUGGCAAACGCGGCCACCCACCACUUCCUAACGAAGGAAGACCCCUUUCAAGAGCAGGACCCCUCGGAGACUUACACCGCCGAGGGCCGGGAUAUGGACAGACUCGGCAUCAAGUUCGACAACUUGAGGAACCUCCUACAACGAGGAGACGUCGAGGUUCCCGUUACACGGAAAUGGGGACAUCCCUGGCUUCAACUAACCCAGGAGGAAGCUCUGGUGUGCAGUUAUCUCACCGACGGUGAACUGCGGCGACUACAUCGACGAUUCGGACACCCCUCUGUUGCGCGCCUUUACAAGCUCCUCAAGACUGCAGGACACCCAGUGGAGAUCCAAGCCCUGGAGCUCAUCGCCAAAGUGUGCCACCACUGCCAAAUGCACUCCGCACGCCCAGCUCGCUUCAAAUUCACCCUUCACGAUGAUUGCGAGUUCAACUACGAGGUCAUCAUGGAUAUCUUCUACGUGGAGGGCAACAAACCAGUUCUACACCUCGUCGACGCGGCCACAGCUUUCAACGCCGCGCGUUUCCUUCCAGACGUAUCAACAAAGUACGUGUGGGAAGCAUUGCGCCUUUGCUGGAUUGACGUGUACCAAGGACCCCCUGACUACGUCGUUACCGAUGCAGGGAAGCAAUUCGCUUCCACAGAGUUCCGCCAGAACGCCAAGGAGAUGGCGAUUACCGUCAAGGAAGUCCCGAUCGAAGCCCAUAACAGCAUCGGCAAGGUAGAACGGUACCAUGCACCUGUACGACGUGCGUACGAAAUCCUACGCAAAGAGGACCCCUCUGCAAGCCCAGAACUGUCUCUGCAAAUGGCUGUCAAGGCUGUGAACGACACUGCAGGUCCCAACGGACUUGUGCCAACUCUGUUGGUAUUUGGCGCCUACCCAAGGAUGACACACAACUCUGCGCCAUCGCCAACGCUACAACAACGCGCCCAGGCGAUCAAGAAAGCCACAGACGCCGUCCGCAGGCUCCAUGCUGAACGCAAGGUCCAGGAGGCCCGCACCACACGCAAUGGUCCGGACACCUUACGCACCACGACCCUUCCACUGCAGUCACGUGUGAGAGUGUGGCGCGAGAAAAGCCGCCGAUGGGAAGGACCUUUCACAUUAAUCGGUGUCCACGACGAAGACUGCAUCGUGGAAACAAGCCGCGGCGCACAGAAGUUCCGCUCUACGGUGGUCAAGCCGUACUACGAGGACCCUGCUCAACAGGACGACCCUGCGAACCAGAAAGACACCGCAGAGAAACCAGCACCUGAAGUUCCGGACUCUCAACCAAGGAGCACGACCCCUCCUGGAAACGCCAUCGAAGAAGAGCCAAUCCUCGAUUCGAUAAUUGUGGCCACUCAUGCGCCCUUCCCUGGGGACGAAGACGAACUCCCAGACGACGGACCGCACAGGAACACUCGACCACGCAGAACCCACUUCGCCCACGCAUUCCUCCAGGAGAGCGAUGUUCGAGAGGACGAAAUCUUCGAGAUCUUCUUGUCAACGAAGGAACAAGCAGACGCCGCACUCGCAGUCCAGUUGCGCGCCGAUGGCAAGGUCACUACACCCGGGGAACCUUUUGAGGAGUCUUCUAAACAAGAGAUCGAGAGCCUUAUUACCCGAGGCGUCUUCGAAUUUGUCAAAUACGACGAGGACUUACACGGCGACGCAGAGAUCUUUAAGUCAAGGAUCGUAAACGAAAUUAAGGGCAAGACAACGGACAAGCCCUAUGAGAAAUCGAGGCUUGUGGUCCAAGGCUUCGGAGACGCAGGAAAGGAAGCCAUCCUCACGCAGUCGCCAACAAUCCAACGCGCAAGCCAACGCCUGAUCCUCGCAAUCGCGCCGUCACUUCAGAGACAGGGUUGUCUCCUUUGGCUGCGCGAUAUUACGCAAGCCUACGUGCAGUCGGAAAAGGCACUCCAGCGCAAGAUUUUGGCAUUUUUGCCCCAACAGAUCAGGCACUUAUACCCCGAGGGAACCGUGAUGCGCGUGAUCAAGCCGUUGUACGGGCUGGCAGAGGCAGGAACCUAUUGGUGGGUCACAUACCACAACCACCAUUUGAAGAGGCUCCAGAUGGCAACCUCUACGUACGACCCCUGCCUGUUGAUCUCCUCCCCCGAGAACCCGGAAUUUGCCUGCGUGGGGAUGCAAACAGACGAUACUCUGGGUCUGUCAACAGAGGCGUUCUCACAACGCGAGAACGAUCAACUGAAGGAGGCGUCAUUCAGCGCCAAAGACAAGCAAUUUCUCACCACCGCGGAACCCCUGGUUUUCAACGGCGGCAUCGUUACACUCAACAAAAACGGUUCAAUCACCCUGCGGCAGAAGGGUCAAGCCCAGAAGCUGCAAUUGAUCGACGCCAACGCGCCAGACGCCAAACAACACGCAGCCCAACACCAAGAACCGACCCCUGACGAUAUCAAGACUCUUAACCGAAGGAUCCAGUGGCAGAUGGACUCACAGGACAGGGGACUCACGUUCUUACCCCUGAACCUGGAGACUGCAAGACUGUACGUCUUCGUUGACGGCUCUUUUGCCAACAACAGAGAUUUCACCUCCCAGCUCGGGUUUGCGAUCAUCCUGGCCAACGAAGACGAGAUCAACGAUCGCCACGAGUUCUCCAUUACAGGGAACCUCAUCCACUUCAGCAGCACCAAGAGCAAGAGGGUUACCCGCAGCGUCCUAGCUUCCGAGGUUUACGGAAUGGUGGCCGGCGUGGAUAUGGCUUACGCCCUGGCUUCAACAUUACGCCAGAUCACUGCCCACCUGAACCUUCCUGCCAUCCCAACCAUCGUCUGUACAGAUUCUUACUCACUGUACGAAUGUCUUGUGAAACUCGGGACUACGAAGGAAAAGCGGUUGAUGAUCGAUAUCAUGGCACUGCGCCAGUCCUACGAGCGCAGAGAACUCCAGGAAGUGAGGUGGAUCAAUGGAGAGGACAAUCUGGCGGACUCCUUCACAAAAACAACGCCGAAUCGUGCCCUGGAGCGGUUUGUUGACUGCAAUAGUGCAACUGUACGCGUGGAAGGAUGGGUCUCACGUUAG
This is a messenger RNA of Chaetomium globosum CBS 148.51, 5664 nucleotides long. RefSeq lists its product as uncharacterized. The transcript is spliced from 8 exons. Gene Ontology annotation, biological process: DNA integration. Gene Ontology annotation, molecular function: nucleic acid binding. Bases 1 to 5664 code for a protein of 1887 amino acids. Lineage: Eukaryota; Fungi; Ascomycota; Sordariomycetes; Sordariales; Chaetomiaceae. The record is from RefSeq and is a predicted model, not a curated record.